AUGAAGGAGAGCGCAGUUGGAGGACGGACGCCAGUGCAGCAGAUUCUUCUGGACGCGGCUGCAGAGAUCACGGACAGCACUGCAUCACAGCUGCCAUGUACGUCAACACUUCGACGUACAGUUAGAAGACAGAGGCAACGUGCAACCUUUGUUUAUGAUAUUCCUUCCAGCACAGAAGAUAUCCAUCUCCCACCUGAAUUCAAGGAAGCGUUCCUACUACACGACAGUGGGGAGAACGACGUCAACCGCAUCAUCUUGUUUGCUACGAAGCGGAACUUGGAGUGCUUAGGGAGUGCAGCUGCCUGGUUUUGUGAUGGGACGUUUAAGGUAGUGCCCUCACUAUUCUACCAGUUGUACACACUUCAUGCCCUGAAGAACAAAACCGAGAAAACAUAUAGAAGGUUCUUCUCAGUCGUCAUCGACAACGUCGGGCCCUGCGCUGUUCGUGUGCUGUACACGGACUUCGAGAUUGCUACUAUUAACGCUGCCCGUGGCGUCAUUUCGGAUAUCCGAAUUCAAGGGUGUUUUUUUCACCUGGCCCAGUCGGUUCAUCGUAAGCUGUGCGCGCUGGGAUUUCAAGCACGUUACAGCACGGACGAGGCAUUUGCAGUCAGGGUUAAAAUGCUCCCAGCCUUGGCGCUUUUUCCUGUUGGGGCUAUCCCGGAAGCAUUUCAAGACUUGUUGGAAGUAUUCCCACAGGAGGCUAUCCAACUGGCUGACUACUUUGAGGACGUGUACGUCGGUCGACCACGUCGGAAAGGCGUCAGCUCGGCUCAAUUUCCUCCGAAACUGUGGUCAGUGUACGAGGCGGCACUUGAUGGAAUGCCGCGAACAAACAACAGUGUGGAGGCAUGGCACUAUGGGCUACAGGGCAACGUGAGGUGCACUUCACCGAACAUCUGGGUGUUCCUCGACUCCUUGAAAAAGGAUCAGGCCCUAAGCGAAAUGAAGCUCAGUCAAGCGGCAAGCGGGGUCACUGCCACAAGGGUGUCGCGGAAGCAGGUGGCAUUCAACAAGCGCCUUCAAAGAAUUCUUGGACGCUACGAUGGAACAGACAACAUGGAUAUCCUCGAGGCUUGCGCUAGAAGUAUAGCAUUGUAA
Messenger RNA from Ixodes scapularis (black-legged tick), 1101 nucleotides. RefSeq lists its product as uncharacterized. NCBI's taxonomy places the organism in Eukaryota, Metazoa, Arthropoda, Arachnida, Ixodida, Ixodidae. The record is from RefSeq and is a predicted model, not a curated record. Bases 1 to 1101 code for a protein of 366 amino acids. The transcript is spliced from 6 exons.